AUGUUGGCAGAUACGCGGCCGGUGUGUGAGGCUAAGACAUACACGACGCUAUCUGGGCGUGAGCCGCGGGGACUGACGCAGUCGCCACCGGCCUACCGCAGCCAGGAGGCCGCCCACCGCAGCCAGGAGGCCGCCCACCGCAGCCAGGAGGCCGCCCACCGCAGCCAGGAGGCCGCCCACCGCAGCCAGGGGGCCGCCCACCGCAGCCAGGGGGCCGCCCACCGCAGCCAGGGGCCGCCCACCGCAGCCAGGGGGCCGCCCACCGCAGCCAGGGGCCGCCCACCGCAGCCAGGGGGCCGCCCACCGCAGCCAGGGGGCCGCCCACCGCAGCCAGGAGGCCGCCCACCGCAGCCAGGAGGCCGCCCACCGCAGCCAGGGGGCCGCCCACCGCAGCCAGGAGGCCGCCCACCGCAGCCAGGGGGCCGCCCACCGCAGCCAGGGGGCCGCCCACCGCAGCCAGGGGGCCGCCCACCGCAGCCAGGGGGCCGCCCACCGCAGCCAGGAGGCCGCCCACCGCAGCCAGGAGGCCGCCCACCGCAGCCAGGAGGCCGCCCACCGCAGCCAGGAGGCCGCCCACCGCAGCCAGGAGGCCGCCCACCGCAGCCAGGAGGCCGCCCUGAAAGUGGAGGAGGAAUUAUUUCCUAG
Procambarus clarkii (red swamp crayfish) is the source of this 645-nucleotide messenger RNA. The record is from RefSeq and is a predicted model, not a curated record. Lineage: Eukaryota; Metazoa; Arthropoda; Malacostraca; Decapoda; Cambaridae.